Messenger RNA from Calliphora vicina (urban bluebottle blowfly), 2497 nucleotides. RefSeq names its product Copper transporter 1A (gene Ctr1A). The record is from RefSeq and is a predicted model, not a curated record. Gene Ontology annotation, molecular function: copper ion transmembrane transporter activity. Gene Ontology annotation, cellular component: plasma membrane. NCBI's taxonomy places the organism in Eukaryota, Metazoa, Arthropoda, Insecta, Diptera, Calliphoridae. The coding region runs from base 525 to 1235 and encodes 236 amino acids. Gene Ontology annotation, biological process: copper ion transmembrane transport. The transcript has 7 exons.
UCUGCGCGUAAGAAGUCGUGUUUACGGGAAAAAAAAUCGUUGGAUGUAUUUUAUAAUAAAAGAAAAAUGAUUAAAUAUUAAUAAAAUAUAAUAAAUAAAAGCAUUAUAAUUGUGUAUAAGUGUUGUGGAACAGCAUUAACUAGCUAAUACAUUAAUAAAGUUAUUAGAAAACCAAACAGGUUGGCUGUGUGCUAAAAAAGAAGUGAGCGAGUUGUUAAAUAAGAAGUAAGAGAGCGAAGAAAAAAAAACAAAAAUAUAUAUGUGUAUGAAUAGAAUCUGUGUUAUAAUUGAAUGAAACAUUCCUAUAGCUUUUGCAUAAAUUAAUUGCUUAACAAAAUAAAGUUUAAUAUUAAACAACAUUUACAUAUCAGUGUAACUAAGGGUCACAUUUCACUAAAAGGGUACCAACCAAAUCUUUGCUGCAUUACGCUCUCCCACUCUUGCUGACAUUCGGGGAACAUUCGCAAAUUUGUUUAACUGCAAAAUAAUUACACAGGAAAUUACAACGUUUUCAUUUUUAAUAAAUGAUGGAUCAUUCGCAACAUACUCUGGAAAAUCAUGCCGAUCAUUCAAUGCAUCAUUCAAUGCAUGGAGCUGAUCACGCCACAAUGGAUCACUCAGCUAUAAUGUCGUCCACCACUACCACAGAAAUGCCCGCCAAUAUACACUUGCAUCAUGAUGUGACCCCUGUGCACCACCAUCAUGCCCCAGCCGCUAGUAGUGGUGAGACCAUGCUGCAUCAUGCCAUGUCGAUGUCUUUCCAUUUUGGUUAUAAUGAAACAAUUUUAUUUGAAUGGUGGAAAAUAGAUAGUGUGGGAGGUUUGUUGGGUUCCAUGUUGGCCAUUUUCAUAAUGGCUCUUUUGUACGAGGGCCUUAAAUACUAUCGGGAAUUUUUGUUUUGGAAAACCUACAAUCUGUUGGAAUAUCGCCCGGUAACCGGCCCCCAAGCUAACCCAGAAGCUGGCCAACGUCCUGCACCCCAACCUAGUGCUUCACCAGUACAAUAUGUCGGAGAAGUAAUACACAAACAACCUCCCACAAUGUUAUCGUUGAAUCAUGUCUUCCAAACAUUUUUACAUAUAGUGCAGGUCACUGUAUCAUUCCUGCUGAUGUUGAUAUUCAUGACCUACAAUGUUUGGCUGUGUAUAGCGGUGGUGUUGGGUGCCGGUGUCGGCUAUUUUCUAUUCUGUUGGAAAAAGUCGGUGAUUGUUGAUGUCACUGAACACUGCCACUAGCAAUGUGCAAUAUGUGUCUGAUAUAUUGUAUUAAUCAAUAGACAUCUAUCGUCAACGAUGGCCAUGUCAUCAGAAGAAAGGGCAUCAAUGCCAGCAACAACAAUAACAACAAUAGGAACGGAAAUGUCGAUGAUGGAACCAGUAGCGGAGGAUAAAAACUUAAAUAAAACAUAUAAUAAAAAAACAAAAGCCAAGGCAACAAAAAUAAUCUGUGAAAAUGAUAAGCAACAUCACCCAGAACAGCAAUUGCAAUAUAAUAGACAACAACUAGAUUAUAAUUAUUAUGAAUUUAAAAAGCAAAAACAUGGAAUUCCAAGAGUUCAAAAUGAAAACAAUGAUGAUGAUUACGAUUAUGAUAAUGAUAAUGCUAAUAAUGAAACAAUUACUAUCGAUAACAUGGCCACAACUAUCAAGGACCCCAACAUUACAUCCACCACCAUCACAACCCUCACCACUACGACUUCAAAACGUAUUAGCAAUACUGGCAUGAUGAUUUCUAGUGUUAAAACUUCCAAUACAAGGAUGCUGGUCAAUGGUUGUGGUAACAUCGGUGCUAAUUGCUCAAAUUGUCGAAAUAUUAAAAUUCUCUUAAGACUAAGUUUAAGAUAUUUUUAUGAUAUAAACUGUGAAUUUGUAAAAAAUAUUAUAUAAAAUGAAAAGAAAUUAACUAUUAAAUAAAAUAUAAAAAAAAUGAAAUUAUUACUAAAAAAAAUAAAAAAUGUAAAAAAAAAACUAUAUAAAUAUAUUAUACACUUUAGUUUUUAAGUAAGAUUCUUCUUAAGCUGAAAUUUUAAAUAUUUUCAGCAGAUAAACAAAAUAAUAUUAUAAAUAUUAAAUAUAUAUAUACAUGGUUACAUUAUACACAAAAAUCCAUAUUAAAUUAACUACAACAAACAUUUAUUAACUACAUGUAUGUAUUUAAAUAUAAAAUUAUAAUAAAUUCUUUUUUACUAAAUUAAUUUAAAACAAAACACAAACAAACAAAAUCAAAUUUAAAUUUAAAAUUUAAGAUUAUAUAAAAAAGAACAACACACACAAUAAGGGAAGAUUACAAGAAAGCUUUAAAGACUGCAGUCGUCUAUAAAGUAAUAUAUUAAACAAUACUUUAGGCAUAAUUGUAACUCAAGUGAAUUGGAAUUUUAGACAAUUAAAACUAAAAACUAAAUUUGUUAAAAAAAAGAAGUAAAAUAAUCUUAUUCUUAAAACUAAAUAAAUAAAGAUAUAUAUAUAUAUUGUUUUUUAUUUGUUAUCAAAAACAAAAA